AUGCGCUGCGUGUAUCUCAAUGUUGGCACACAUGGCAGGUACUUCUCCCCAUACCCACCGCAUCUCACCGACACGGGUCGUCUCUUCAUCUGUAACACCUGUCUCAAAUACUCCAGUACUCCAGCAGCCUACGAGCGACACCUGGAGAAGUGCCAGCAGGUUGUUCCGCCAGGAGAGGAGGUCUACCGUGCCAGGCUCCUUCCCCCUGGCCCUGCUGCCCCCACCGCUGCACUUCCUGCCCACGCAUGUGAGGUUGGCGAAGGCAUUCAAGAGUGCAAACCGAUGGCAGGAAGGGAAGGCGGGAGGGGUAGAGAUGGGCGUGUGGAAGGUUCAGAGGCGUGUGGAGGUGUGGUUGCUGCUGCUGGGGAGGCUGUUGCUGGUGGUAUUGCUCGGGUGGAUGGCAAUUUGGCUGCUUCUGCAGCAGCUGCUGCUGUGGCAACUGCAGCAGCAGCAGCAGCAGCAGCAGGAUAUGCAGCAGAUGUGGGUGUGGGGAAGGGGGGAGGGGGAAGAGGAGGGGGAGGAGGGGGGAGAAGAGAGGGGAGUGAGACAGGGACUGCAGCGACAGGCACAGAAACUGCUGCUGCAGCAGAGGCGUUUGCAGGGCUGCAGUUUAGAGUACCAGGAGGGGGCGUGGGAGCAGGAGACGAUGGAACGUCUGGUUCAGAUGCUGCUGCUGCCCCUGCUGCUACUGGGUCAGAUGCCAAGGAUGCUGACCUGGAAAGGGCACCUGCUGACGUGGCUGGCAUGGGCAACAGUGUGUCUGCCAGGGAUUGCCUGUCCCUCCUGGGAAUGCUCUUUCUGGUGCUCAAGCCACGGUGCCUGUCCCUCCUUGGAAAGCUCUUUCUGGAACACAAGCCACGGGUGUACACCGUUGAGGGCCACACGUUCUAUGUCCUCACAAGGGGUUCUGACACGUGGCACACUCUCAUUGGCUACUUCGCCAUUGAGUGUCCCCCUGCCGCCUCCCCACCGCCCAAGCAUGACUCUCCAGCAGCUGGCACUGAAGCAACCAAUUCACACAGGCUCGUAGCAGAGGCCGGCAGGCUCGUAACAGAGGCCGAGGCUGCUCCAAAGGCACCUGAGAAGCCGUGUGAUCCCGAGGCGACUCCACAGGUGCCUCAAGAGCCGGGUGAUUCGCGCAGGAUGGAGGACGGGGGCACAGGCACAGCAACCAACCCACGAGGGGACUCAGGAGGAGGAGGUUCAGCAUUGCCGCUUGAGGUGCCUCGGAGGUCACUAUUGCCAUCACCAUCGCCAUCGCCAGCACCACCACCAUCACUGCUCACGGAGGUGCAUCUCUCCAGCGUCGUUGUGCUGCCUCCCUACCAGCGGCGUGGUUUCGGCCGCUGGCUCCUCUCAGUUGCCUAUGAAAUGGCAGCAUCCCGUCAGCAGCUUCUGGUGCCCAAGCCCCCCCUCUCUGACCUCGGCAGUGUGGCCUUCAGAAGCUACUGGCGCUGGCAGCUGCUGCUCUCUUUGAAGAAGCUUCAAGGAAGCUGCAGCAUCAAUAGUCUAUCCAAGAGCACGGCCAUUCAACCAGAGGACAUCAGAACGGCUCUGAAGCAACUCAAACUUGCAAAGUACUGUGAUCUCAGUGGCAAUAUCAGUGUGCCGCCCAAUGUCCUCAGCAAGAAGACAAAGCUGGCAUGUGGAUAA
Closterium sp. Naga37s-1 is the source of this 1653-nucleotide messenger RNA. Lineage: Eukaryota; Viridiplantae; Streptophyta; Zygnematophyceae; Desmidiales; Closteriaceae. The record is from the annotation of a GenBank genome assembly.